AAAAAUAAAACAUUUUAUUACUUUUUUCUUUUAACUUUUCUCAAAUUUUGUUCUAUUCAUAUAUAUACGUAAUAAAACAUCACCACAUGGAAAACAAAACCAGUAACAAGAGACAGAAGAAAAACAAACAAAACCAGAAACCAAAAAACCAAAACCAAAACCAAAAAACCAAUAUUGGAAAACCAAUUCUUAAAAAAUCCAAAAAAAGAUCAAAAUCAAAAUCGAAAAAAGAAGUUUUAACUGCUGUUGCAACAGAUACAAAAGAGAUCAAGAUAUAGAGAGAAAUUUAACACAUAAAGAGAAAGAAAGAAGAAAGAAAAGAAAGAUCCAUCCGUCCAUGCAUCUAUCCGUCCAUCCAUAAGAAGAAGUAGAAAAAAUGUAGAAAAACCAAAGUCUAAAAUUCCAGACGGUUAAAGAAAAGAAAGAAAAAACGGUUUAAAACAAUGAAAUACUAAAGAGAAAAGAGUAAAAGAGUAAAAGAAAUCUGCUUUUGAAGAAUAAAGACUAGAAAAAAGAGGAUAUAAAAAAGAAAAAAAAAGAAGAGUCUAUAUAUAUAUAAAACCAAAAACCAAAAAACGUAUCCACAUUCAUAAGAAUUCACCUGCCUCUCCCCCCAAAAAAAUAAAAACAAAACGAGUUCUAUGUAGAUAUAUAAAUUUAUCUUAUCUAUCAUAAUAUUAAUCCCAAAUCUUUUCAUCACUUUCAUUUUUAUCAUUUUUAUCAUCAUCUUUGU
Melampsora larici-populina 98AG31 is the source of this 733-nucleotide messenger RNA. RefSeq lists its product as uncharacterized. The record is from RefSeq and is a predicted model, not a curated record. NCBI's taxonomy places the organism in Eukaryota, Fungi, Basidiomycota, Pucciniomycetes, Pucciniales, Melampsoraceae. The transcript has a single exon. The coding region runs from base 87 to 278 and encodes 63 amino acids.